GCUCAUGGACAGCCAUAGGGUUGGGUGAAAGCGGUGGGGAGUUCACCUGGAGCCUCUCCAGGGCUGUGCUUGGGUUAUUUGCCACGUGGCAAUUCGGAGGAAGGUGUUUUGUCCUGUUGGGCAGCAGUUCCAGCUCUGUGUGCUGCUGUUCACCGGAGCCCCUGCUUCCGAGGCUGGGUGCUCCGUGCUCUGUCUGCACUGUGCUUCCAGGGCUCCCUCCUCCCGCUCCAGCAUGAAGAGCACCCGGAGCUGCUGCUCUGUGCAGAGCUCCGACGUCGCAGACCUGAUGCUGACGGGGCUCCCGGUGCCGGUGGCGCGGCGCCCCGGCAGCGCCUCUCCCGCCAAGCUCGUGGCGCGCUCCGUGUCCGUGGCUGCCGACGGCAAAGCCAAGAGGAACGCCCCGGAAGAUGCGGGAUCCCGGGCCAUGAACAACCUGCGCAGGUCCAACAGCACCACCCAGGUGAACCAGCGGGUGAACAGCUCACACAGCUCGGAGCAGACAGCAGACUUCCUGGCCUUCUUUGAGGGCGAUCCAGGAGGAAGGAGGAAACUGGCAACUCUGAGCAAAACCUCCCCGGAAAAGAAAACCACAUGGAAUAUCUUGGAUGACCAGCCCCGGGCGUUCCCAGGCCCCUCUGGCUCCCACGGCCUCGAGCCGCCCACGGGCAUGAGGAGGAAGGAAGCCACGGUGCUCCUGGCUGCCAACUUCACUGCCAACAACAGGAGCAACAAGGGCGCAAUGGGCAACUGCGUCACCACCAUGGUGCACAACAACUACUCCACUGCUGAGAAGGGCCCUGCUCCCAAGAGCUCCAACCAGGCUCCCAGUUCCCUCAACAAUGUCGUCAAAGCGACCUCCAACGAGGACGGGGAGGGCAGCAGCAGCUUUGUGAAGUCUCAGAAGAAUUUCUCCAGCAACAACAUCAUGACCCACAACAACAACAGCAGCAGCAGCAGCAGCGGCAGCAGCGCUCCCCGGAGGAGGGAGGUGACCGAGGAGGAGGCUGAGAGGUUCAUCCAGCAGGUGAACCUGGCUGCUGUCACCAUCCAGCGCUGGUACCGGCGCCACUCGCAGCGGCACAGGACGGCGGCUGCCGCUCUGGGGCGCCUGAUGGCUGCCAAGAGGGAGGAAAGGCAGCAGCGGAUGGAGGAGGGGAAUAUCCUGGAUUUGCAGGAGAGGAAGGACGAGGAACGCCGGAAGAUCCGGGAGGAGAAGGCGCGGCUGGCCCGGCACGCUGCCAUCCAGGAGCUGCAGCAGAAAAGGGCCCAAAAGGCCUCGGAGAAACGCUCUCCAGAAGAGCUGGUGCUGGUGAAGGAGAGCAGGAGGGGGCCCAAGAAGAAGCCUGGUGCCAAACCUGCCUCAGCCAGGAAUGUCAGCCCGGCCGGCAGCCUCACCAAAGCCAACAACGCCGAGGCCAAUUCCCCCCUGGCAGCUGGGGAGCCUGAAGGAAGCAGCCUGGGAGCUCUUGGCUCUGUGCCCUCGCAGGACCCUGGGGCAGAGGACAAACUGCAGGAUGUGAGCUCCAGGGAGAUGGGUAAUGAGGACCUGGAGACAGCAGUGGCUGCUGGCAGCAGGCCUCAGUCCAAGGUCACGCUCAAUGAGCUGCUGGACACACUCCGGCUGCUGGAGGAGGAGCCAGAGCUGCUGCCCCCACCCAAGCUCCUCAAGAAGGACAGAUAUGCCUGGAUGGACAGGCAGGAGCCCAGCUCCAACUCCCUGACUGCUGACAACUUGGAGAAGUUUGGGAAGCUGAACCACCCGCCAGGGGUCCCUGAGGAUGGGGCUCUGCUCUCAGAGGCCAAGCUCCAAAGCAUCAUCAGUUUCCUGGAUGAGAUGGAGAAGUCAGAGCAGGAGAGGCCCAGGUCUGCUGCCUCAGCCACGCAGCGGGAGGCGAGUCCAUCUGUGGGCUUCCUUUUGGAAGAGGAGCUGGCUCACGUGGAGCAGGUGUCGGCUGUUGCCACGGAGGUGACAAGCUCCAUGAUGAGGCUGAAGCUGGAAGUGGAGGAGAAGAAGAGAGCCAUCAGCCUGCUGCAGACUGCUCUGACUCAGCAGCGGGAGCUGACCGACCGACACGUCAAACAGACCGAGAAGGAGCUCAGCCAGCAGCUCAGGCUGCAGAGGGAGCAGUAUGAGGCAGCUAUCCAGAGGCACCUGGCCUUCAUUGACCAGCUCCUCGAUGACAAGAAGGUGCUGAGUGAGAAGUGUGAGGCCGUGGUGGCAGAGCUGAAACAAGUGGACCAGAAGUACGGCCAGAAGAUCACCCAGAUGCAGGAGCAGCACGAGCUGGUCUGGCGCACUUUGGGCCCCUUUUGUGAGGAGAUUAAGAAACUGAAGGAGCUCAUGAGCGCAACUGAGAAAGUCCGGCGGGAGAAGUGGAUUGAGGAGAAAACCAAAAAGAUCAAAGAAAUCACGGUGAAAGGGCUGGAGCCGGAGAUCCAGAAGCUCUUGGCCAAGCACCGCGAGGACAUCCGGCAGCUGAAGCUGCUGCACGAGGCCGAGCUGCUGCAGUCGGACGAGCGGGCGGCGCAGCACUACGGGCGGCAGGCGCAGGAGCUGCGGGGGCUGCUGGAGAGGGAGAGGGAGGAGCAGAGCCAGCGGGAGCGGGAGCGGGUCCGGCAGAGGUGUGAGCAGCAGCUGGAGCAGGAGGAGCAGGCACUGGAGCUGCAGCGGCGCCGGCUCUAUGCCGAGGUGGCCGAGGAGAAGGAGAGGCUGAGCCAGCAAGCAGCCAGGCAGCGAGCAGAGGCAGAGGAGCUGCGGCAGCAGCUGGAGGCCAACAGCUCGGCCCUCAGCCGGGCACUGCGGGACAAGUACACCAAGGAGAAGGAGGAGCAGGAGAGGCAGCACCAGGCAGAACUGAAGGUGCUGAAGGACCAGCUGGAGCUGGAGAAGCAGGCCUGGGAGGCCAACUAUGUGAAGAAGGAGGAAGCCUGGCUGCUGUCUCGGGAGCGGGAGCUGCGGGAGGAGAUGAGGAAGGAGAGGGACAAAGAGAUCGAGCUGGUGAUCCAGCGCCUGGAGGCCGACACGUCCUUGGCCAAGGAGGAGUGCGAGAGGGCAGCGGAGAACAGGAUCAAGAGGAUCCGAGACAAGUACGAGGUGGAGCUGCAGGAGCUGGAGCGGUCGGAGCGGAAGCUGCAGGAGCGCUGCAACGAGCUCAAGGGGCGGCUGGCCGAGCUGGAAGGGGAGAGCAUCCGGCUGCAGGGCCUGCUCAAGCACAAGGAGCAGGAGGUGGAGGAGAUCAGGAAGGAAUGUGCAGACAGGCUGCUGGGGACCGAGGAGGAGAACGCGCGGCUGAAGGCAGAGAUGGCGGAGCUGAGGGCCAGGCAGCACCUGGAGCUGGACAGGCUGCUGCAGGAGAAGGACCGGGAGCUGGAGGAGGUGCACAGGAGGGUGAAGGCGGCAGUGCUGAGGAAGGAGGAGAGCAUGAGCAGCCUGCGGAAGCAGUACGAGGCAGCCGUGCAGAGAGCCAACCUGCUGGAAUCCCUGCUGGAGCAGCAGCGGCAGCUGGCCAUGGAGUGACCGUCCUGCCGGGCAGGGAGCGGGGCUGGGGCUGGGGCUGGGGCCAGGCUCUCCCCUCCCUCUUGUUCUCCACAGCCUGGUCCCAACACCAUGGCCAUGCUGGGACGCCUGGUGGCCUUUAGAUGUUUGGGAGUUUUGUUCUGA
Ficedula albicollis (Collared flycatcher) is the source of this 3661-nucleotide messenger RNA. It is a transcript of the gene CEP131, whose product is annotated as centrosomal protein 131. Gene Ontology annotation, cellular component: centriolar satellite. The record is from RefSeq and is a predicted model, not a curated record. Lineage: Eukaryota; Metazoa; Chordata; Aves; Passeriformes; Muscicapidae. The transcript is spliced from 27 exons. Gene Ontology annotation, biological process: regulation of centrosome duplication; intraciliary transport involved in cilium assembly; cilium assembly. The coding region runs from base 233 to 3517 and encodes 1094 amino acids.